Molecule: messenger RNA, 3535 nt
Organism: Argiope bruennichi
Lineage: Eukaryota; Metazoa; Arthropoda; Arachnida; Araneae; Araneidae
Product: D-ribitol-5-phosphate cytidylyltransferase-like
Exons: 12
Coding region: 191-1915 (574 amino acids)
Biological process (GO): isoprenoid biosynthetic process; protein O-linked glycosylation via mannose
Cellular component (GO): cytosol
Molecular function (GO): D-ribitol-5-phosphate cytidylyltransferase activity
Source: RefSeq, a predicted model, not a curated record
UUUUCCAUGAACUAAUGACAGAAUUUUCAAACCACGGGCUAUUUUAAAACAGCUAUUCAUAAUUGUUAAACAUUUCAUCACAAUUUAAGAAUUAUUUAAUAGAGGAAAAGCUUGUUUUGUGUAAAUUUGAUUUUUUAAUGAAAUUUUGUUUUGAAACUUAUGUGAUUAUUACCGAGAACUUUGAUCAAAUAUGGCUGAAGGUCUUGUUCAGUGUUCUCUGUGUUCAAAAACAUAUCUUAUGAAUAAAAACUUAUAUCAACAUAUGCGAACUGUACACAAUGUUUCUCCUCAGUUGAAAGGGAAGAUUCUAUGUCCGUUGAAUUGUGAAGAGAGUUUUAGGUCUCACAAAGAUUUUCGUAAACACUUAGAAACCUUUCACAAAUACAUGCUAGAAAAUGAAAUGCAAGAUUUUGCCAAUUUGGAAAUGUUUGAAACCUGGAAGAAGAGCUAUGAGGAAACAUCAGGAUACAAAUAUGUAUGUCACUCUUCUGAAAAAAUUUUGAAAACUGGUGAAGGAAAAACAUAUUUUUUCUGUCAUCGAUCUGGAGUCUCCAAAAGUGAUACAACGGGUCUGAAGUCCCCAAGAAGAUGUCUGUCUCAGAAGAUUGGGAAAACAUGUCCAUCAGCUAUGGAAGUUUCACGCUCACUAGCAGAUGGAACAGUCAAAGUUGAUUUUUGGAAAACACAUAUUGGCCAUACUGCUGAACCCGAAUUUGCAACUCCUUGCAAGAAAAGCAAAACCAAAAAAUUAGAAAAGAUAGAUUUUGAAGUUUGUGCAAUAUUGCCUGCAGCUGGUUCUGGAGAGCGUAUGGGCUUAGACACACCCAAACAAUAUAUUUCUAUUCAUCAAAAGCCAAUAAUCUGUCAUACUGUUGAUGCAUUUUUAAGGAUACCCUUUUUUAAAAAAGUUAUUGUGGUAGCUGCUCCUGAUUGUGUGGAUGUGAUGCUCCAAACAUUGAGUGAAAUGUGCAAGUUAGAAGGAGACAAGCUGAUGAUUACAGAAGGUUCAAAUGCCAGGCAUCUCUCUAUUCUAUCAGGACUAAAAGCAUUAAAAUCUUAUUGUGAAGUACAACCAGAGGUUGUUGUUGUGCAUGAUGGCGUUCGUCCCUUUUUUCCUGAAGAUAUAGUCAGUAAAGUUGUUCAUGCGGCCAAAGAAUAUGGGGCUGCAGGUGUCACUUGUCCAUUAGUUUCAACUGUUAUAUCUGUGGAUGAUAAAGGCUUUUUGGACACUUCUUUGGAUCGGAAUAAAUUUAGGGCUAGUGAAAUGCCACAAGCUUUCCAAUUUGAUGUACUUAACAAGGCAUAUACAGAAAGUACCGCUAAUGAUUUGGAGCAUGGUACAGAAUGUCUUCAUCUUGUGCAAAAAUACGCUAAUGUCAGAGCUAAACUUUUACCAGUUUCAUCUCAUUUAUGGAAAGUAACACAUCACAAAGAUAUAUAUACAGCUGCAGGUGUUUUAAAAGAAUCUCAGACUGUUGCUGUUAUUUGUAAAGAACAAACUUCAGAAUUUGUGACAUUGUUGAAAAAUGUUUUAGGCAAAACAUUCAAAUUUGUUCACUCUGUUGCAAAAUUUAAUGUAUCUAUUCUGGGAAAAUUUCCAAACAUUGUCCAAGUGCAUGAGACGGAGAAUCCGUACUGUGUGAUUGAAAAAAUGAGCAGCUUUCAAAAAGUUUCUGAUUUGACUUCCAUUGUUCAUGUUUUCAUCAAUAGUUUUGACCCAACUAUCAACUUUUUAGAAUUUCAAAAGCAAGCAAAGAUUAGUGCCAAAGUUUUAAAAUUAGCUAAUAUAUUAGUAUAUUUUAUUGUAAGGGAAGAGACUGAGCCAAUGGAUUCUAUCGAAGAAAUGGUUGACUUGGUGAAAUCGCUUUUAUUUGAGAGUAACCCACAUGCUAGUGGGAAUGUCUUUCUUUCCUAGGUUCAGUUACAAAGCAGAAACCAUGCCAAAGAAAAAAAUUUCUCACUAAUGUUAUAACAUUGGAUGACUUUGAUGUGAUAUUUUUUAGAAAGUUUAUUUACAAAGUUGAUGACAGAUUUCUUUGGUAUUGUAUUUAGAUUUCAAAAACUAAUGCAGUACCAAAAUUUUGCAUCAAUUUCUACAAACCAAUACCAAAUGAUACUUAUUUAAGGAAUGAACAAAAAAUGAAUUAUAAAUAGUGUUAUCUGUCAUUUACUAACAAAUUAUUUUGUAUAAAAAAAGCAUCAAUGACUAAAACCAUCUGAUGGUGACCUGAUGCGACAGCUGAAAAAAAUAUUUGUAAAUGCACAAAUUCAUUGACUGUUUUCAUUUAUUAAUACUCUGAUUCAUUGUUGAAAAAUAUUUGUGAAUCAUUUUUACUAUUUAUUAAACACUCACUUUUUUAAAUAUAAAAUUUCAUAAAAUCAUAAAUCAUUUCAAUGAUGAUACUGGAAUUUAUAAAAUUGUUGAAUUGAUUCUAUAGCAUUGUUUAAGCCAAAAUGUGUGAAUUCUGAAUAUAGAUGCAAUGCAUUUCUCUAAUGUUAAUGAUGCAGUUAAAUAGUUCAAAAUUAUAAGAAAUAAAAUAAAGUUAAAAAUUCGACUAAUCAUUGGAUUAAAUACAUAUUUUUAAAAAUUAAUUUAAAAAUAAAUUAUUGUAAAUAUACAUUUUGUUAGACAUUGAAUUUUAAGUUAUUUCUGAAAGAAAUGGCCUUUAAAUCAUUGUUCUUUCUUGAAGGAAAGUUUUCCAAAUGUCGAUUUCAUUAACAAUGUUAUACAAAAUAAUGACUUUAAAUAAUACAGAUUUAUAUAGUACUCUGUUUGGGCAUGAAAUGCAGAUAAAUUAUUGAUCGAAUAUCAAUUAAAAGAUUAAAAAAAUGAUUUCUUUUCCAUUAAAGAGAUAGAAUUUAAAUUAUCUUAUUUGUAAUUAAAGGACAAAAGUGCAAUUAAUUAUUUUAUUUAUUAUUAUUGUUUGAGAAUAAUUUGUAAAUAAAUAUAAUAUAUAUUUAUAUCACAUUUGUUAAAAAAAUUGUAAAUAAUGUAAAUAAAAAUGAUCAGUUUCUUUUUGUCACAAAAUGUUAUUUAAAAAAAUACACACAUCUUAAUUUCUGUGAAUUUAUUUCAGUGUUUGUUGAGUUUAAGUUUGUAGAACUAGUAUCCUGAAAGAAAUAUUCUAUUUAGUAAUUAAACUACAAAGUAAAUUAAUUACUCUGUAGUUGUGGCAUAAUAAUUGGAGGGACAAGGGAAAAUGUAGAUGCUCUAUGUGCCAUUUUAGGAGGUAGUGUGGAGACAAAACAUUACUGCAUUUUAAUCCAUUUUUAAAGCAAAAUAUCACAGAGAAAAAAAAAUGGCUGAGUACAAGUUAUAUUUGCUAAACUAUUAUUUGUAUGAAGGGAAAAAUAUUCAUAUUAUGCCACAUAAGCCAGUUGCUAUGCCACUGUCUUUAGAAAAAUACUUAAAAAAUUAUUUUUGUCAGUUUUUUUUAUUAAUUUAUCAAUAAUUAAAAUAAUAACCAUUUUUAAAAGAUUUUCUUCUGUGUAUAAUAUCUAUUGUGUGAAGAUGAAAGUUACUGUAUUUACUUCU